Molecule: messenger RNA, 3739 nt
Organism: Manihot esculenta (cassava)
Lineage: Eukaryota; Viridiplantae; Streptophyta; Magnoliopsida; Malpighiales; Euphorbiaceae
Product: G-type lectin S-receptor-like serine/threonine-protein kinase RKS1
Exons: 7
Coding region: 664-3195 (843 amino acids)
Biological process (GO): protein phosphorylation; recognition of pollen
Molecular function (GO): protein serine/threonine kinase activity; ATP binding
Source: RefSeq, a predicted model, not a curated record
UUGCUGCAAGUCUCUUUCAUUAUUAUUAUUAUUCCUUUCCUCCUUUAAGUGUAAUAUAAAAAAUUAUGUUUUACUAUUACUAAGGAUAGGUUCAAUCCGAUUGAAACUCAAGUAUAAUAGUAUGAAUUACACAGAUAUGGCAGUCAUGGAGAUACGAGAAACCAUUGAAGAGGAUUUGUUUUUCCCUAAAGGAUUCAUAUUAUCUGUCGAUUACUUCUACAGAAAGUGCUCUCCUCUGUGUCUGUCGUGCGUUUGUAAUGCCAUGUUUCAUGGACUGCAGUCCAUUUAUUCGAUUAAAUGUCAGUAUGAGUAGGUAUGCUGCUGCUGAUCUGUGAUGGAAGAUACAAAAUUUCCUGAUUUUACUCCAAGUCGAUGCAUUUGCUCCAAUGGGCACAGGACAGAUUUUUCAUUCUCCCAUGCCCAAGUAGGCAUUGGCUGCCAUGGUCUAUUGCCGCCACUGGAAAAUUUUGUCCAAAUUGUAAAAUCAAUGAUUGUUUUUCAUUUUUUUUUUUUUUUUGGCAAGUCAUCGGGGAAGAAUGUAAUUUUCAACAAAAUCACCGUUUACUCAAAAGUCUCAGGCAGCUGAGCACUUCUCUUGUUAAAAAUAGGAGCAUAUUCAACAUAAGGUUCACUUCAGUGAAGCGUGAAAACUAGAGAAUCAAUAUGGGUGUUCAAACUUUUUUACUGCAAUUUUAUCUUCUAAUCCUCCAUUUCACAUUUUCUUUUUCCAGAGACACCAUAGCCAUUAACCAAACCAUUGAAGAUGGCAGCCUCCUAGUCUCUAGAGGAAAGAAUUUUGCAUUAGGAUUUUUUAGCCCUGGAAGUUCCAAGCAUAGAUAUCUGGGAAUCUGGUAUCACAAAAUCCGAGAGCAUUCUGUGGUUUGGGUAGCAAACAGGAACAAUCCAAUCAACGGCUCUUCAGGAGUUCUCACCAUUAAUCAAUAUGGAAAUCUCAUUCUUUACAGCAAUCAUAGCCAGACAGUUUCUGUAUGGUCUACAAAUUUCUCAAUGGAAGCUGCAGAUACUUGUGUAGCUCAGCUAUUGGAUUCAGGAAACUUGAUUUUGGUUCAAGAUAGAAGUAAAAGAAUUGUGUGGCAAAGCUUUGAUUAUCCCACAGAUACUCUACUACCAGAAAUGAAAGUUGGGCUGAAGCAGAAGACAGGUCAUUACAUGUCCCUAACAUCAUGGAAAUCAGCAGAUGACCCUGGGACUGGAGAUUACUUGCUUAAGCUCAAUCCAGCUGGAUCACCACAAGUCUUUCUCUAUAAAGGUAUCAAAUCUUAUUGGAGAAGCUACCCAUGGCCAUUGAGAAGUUAUGUAGGUGCGUGGAACUUCAGUUUUAUCAACAAUGAAGAGGAGAUAUACGUGGCCUACUUUCUUGCUGAUGCUUCUGUUAUCCUAAGAAUAGUGUUGGACGUUGCUGGAUUUCUUAAGCACCUAACGUGGCAUGAAAGUGCGGGCAAAUGGAAGGAAUGCUUGUCAGAACCCAUUAAUCAGUGCGAUAUCUAUGGGCAUUGUGGUGCCUAUGGACACUGUGAUUCUAACCAUAUUAUUCAAAAAUUUGAAUGUAGUUGUUUACCUGGGUAUGAACCCAAGUCCACGAGAGAUUGGGAUAUUCUGCGAGAUGGAUCAGGUGGAUGUGUUAGGAAGCGACUAGACUCUUCUUCAGUAUGCGGGCAUGGAGAAGGAUUUGUCAAAGUGGCAAAUGUUAAGAUCCCUGAUACUUCAGGAGCCGUUUGGUUGGACCUAAACAUGACUCCUAUUGAUUGUGAACAAGAAUGCAGGAGGAACUGUUCGUGCUCCGCAUAUGCAAGCAUAGAUAUUGCUGGGAAAGGAACUGGUUGUUUGGCUUGGUAUGGUGAAUUAACGGAUGUUGUAGAUAAUAAGGAUGAGGGAUAUGAUAUUUAUGUCCGCGUUGAUGCAAUUGAAUUAGCUGAGAUUGCACAAAAAUCAAAGGGUUAUCUUGAGAGGAAGGAUAUGUUGGCCAUUUUAGUUGUCUCAGUUGUUUCAGCUUGGUUUAUCAUAAUCUUAUUUGCAUAUUUGUGGCUCAAGAGGAAAAAGAGGAGAAACGUGAGGAACAAAUGGACUGAAAGAUUGCACAAUACAAUUGGUGAUUCAUAUCACAAGGUUAAUUUUGUGGCAAAUGAAAUUGGAGACAGCAUGAAUCAUCCAGACAUAGCAUUUUUUGAUAUCAAUACAAUGCUUGCUGCAACUAAUAAUUUCUCUCCAGCUAAUAAGCUAGGACAAGGUGGUUUUGGCUUGGUUUUUAAGGGUCAGCUGUCUAACGGGCAGGAGGUUGCUGUGAAACGACUAUCCAAAAACUCAGGGCAAGGAAUAGAAGAAUUUAAAAAUGAAGUUAUGUUGAUCGCAAAGCUUCAACAUAAGAAUCUUGUGAAGCUACUAGGAUGUUGCAUUCACGCAGAAGAACUAAUGUUAAUUUAUGAAUACUUGCCAAACAAAAGCUUGGAUUCAUGGCUUUUUGAUCAAACAAGUUCAGUCUUGGAUUGGAGAAGACGCUUUAAUAUCAUCAUGGGGAUUGCUCGUGGAAUAUUAUAUAUUCACCAAGACUCCAGGUUGCAAAUUAUUCAUAGAGAUUUGAAAACUAGCAACAUUUUGUUGGAUGCAGAAAUGAACCCAAAAAUUUCAGAUUUUGGCUUAGCUAGAAUUUUCAAAGGAGACAAAAAUCAAGAAAAGACAAACAGAAUUGUUGGAACACUUGGCUACAUGUCCCCAGAAUAUGUGGUUUUUGGAAAAUUUUCAACAAAAUCUGAUGUGUUCAGUUUUGGAGUCAUAUUAUUUGAGAUUAUUACAGGAAAGAAAAGCAAUGGCUUUUGUCAAGGGGAUUCUAGCCUAAGCUUAAUAGGCCAUAUAUGGCAAUCUGCUUUGGGUGUCUCUGCAUCUAUCCCAGUUCCUGAGCCUUCUAUUGUAGCCCCCACUUCUACUAAGCCCAUUCCUACGAACGUGGGGGUUAAUUCCUUGUGGCCUCCUAGCAUUCAACGGUUGGUGCUAACUCGAAUGCCCUCUCUCCUUAAAGAUCUUAGCUUGGCCAUCCUGUUAACCGAGAAUGCUCUGAGGCCCGGAGUCUAUCGUCGCCUGAACGAGUCAAGACUGAUAAACUUUUUGGCAACGUUAUGCAUCCUGACCUACAGAGUGCUCUCUAUGCUUAUAUGGCCAAAGAGCGUAAUAAGGUCCUGAGGUGGGAGUUUGGUGCUCAAGAAAUGGACAAGAGACUUCUGGCAGAGGAAUGCUCGAGGCUGAAGACUCGGGUUGUCAAAGUGGAAGGCACAAUGAGAGAGACUCUAGAGUUAGUAAACAAACUCUAGGCAAAUCUGGGUGAAGCUAAUGCUUCCAAACUUGCCCUUGAAAAUCGGGCUAAGUGUGCUGAGAAUAAAGUGGUCAUGCUUCAGUGUCAAGUCUAGGAGAUGCAGUCUGAAGUUAAGGAGAAUCGGCCGCCUCCAACAGAAUUGUUGAAUUAGAGACUAAGCUUUAAGAGACGAUGGCUCAGGGAGGAGAAAUGUUCGUCGAGGGUCAAGACUCAGUUAAGAAAGAGUUGGUAAAACGGUUUUCUUCUGAAAAUUUUGCUUGGAUAGAUGAUAUCCAUCCAGAGGAGGAGUAGGGUGAGGACGAGCAAGAAGAGGAGAGGAUUGAUGAUAUCGAUCGAGUCCCUGCAGAAAAUGUAAUAGAUAUAGGGAAUGCUGAUGUAAUAAAGACUCAUGAAGUUAUCCCUCCAUUGUAAUCU